CCAGGAGGAAGAAGAGUGGAAGAGGGAGGAAGAAAGUAUAGAAGAGUAGAAAGAAAAAAAAAAAAGAGAGAGGACCACAGACCCACUCAAUGAUUUUAUUGCAUAUUGUUGCACUCACGUCCUCACUUUCAGAGAGGAGACCAGCAGGGGGGCGUGGACCUGAGGUGAAGAGGAGAGCGAGAAAAGAAGAGGAGAAAGAGAGUGGAAAAGAAGGAGCAAAGACGUAUACAUACAUAUGAGAGUGAAAAUCGAGGCCCGCCAGAAGAGAAAUAUAUAGACACACGCUUGCUCAGCAGGAGCGUGUGUGUGUGUGUGAGAGAGAGAGAGAGAGAAAGAGAGAGGUUGCCGUCGGUGUGCGUUUACGUGUGUGAGAGCAGGUGGGACUUUGAUGGGACAGUGAGCAAUGCCUCACACGCAGCGACAGCAGGUUGGCAGUAGGGGGCAGUGCACCUCUCUCCUCCCUCUCUUCCGUCUCCUCCUCCUAUCCCUCGCUGCCCAGCUCAGCCACGCAGCCAUACACAUUCCUGCCAGCUUCAAAACACCUCCAGUGAUCACCACCCAGCCGGAGUCUGUGACUGUCGCCAGUGUUGACGAUUUCGCCAUGAGCUGUGAAGCCUCUGGAAACCCUGCUCCCAUUUUCCGAUGGACAAAGAAUUCGAAGGAGUUUGACCCACGCAGCGACCCAGAGCUGAAGAUGUUGGAGGACUCUGGUUCAUUUACACUCCGCACUGGCCAUAUUAGUAUGGAAAUGCUGAAAGAGUACAGAGGCAAAUACACCUGCUACGCAUCCAAUGAGCUGGGGACAGCCGUUUCCAGCGAGGCUCACCUCAGGGUUGAAUUCCCCCCAUCCCUGCAGAAAGAGAAGAGGGUGAAAAAAAAGGAAAGCGAAGGAGCCGGUAUGGUUCUGGAGUGCAACCCCCCAGAGAGCUCCAUGCAGCCAAUCAUUCACUGGAUGGACAUGAGAUUGCACCACAUCCAUUUAAGUGAGCGAGUGGUGGUGGGGAGUGAUGGCAACCUAUACUUUGCCCACUUGAUCCCGCAGGACAGCAGGGACGAUUAUACCUGCAACGUGCAGUACCUGACAGUGCGCACCAUCCUACCCAAGGAACCCAUCUCACUUACCGUCACGCACUCUAACUCAGUAGUGCGGACCAGGAGGCCCGUCAUGAUGAAACCUAAAGAAUCCCAUAGCAGUUAUGUUGCCCUCCGCGGCCAGACCUUGACACUUGAGUGCAUCGCCCGAGGCCUUCCGACUCCCAAAGUGUUGUGGCUGAGGAAGGACGGAGAGCUGUCCGAGUCCCGAACCAGCAAAGAAAUGUUUAACCGCCGCCUUCACUUCACCAACAUCACCGAGAGCGACGCGGGAGAGUACCAGUGCACGGCUGAGAACUCGCAGGGCACGACCCAACACAGUUAUACCGUGAUUGUGGAAGCGACUCCCUACUGGACCAAGGAGCCGGCCAGUGACGUAUACGCCCCAGGAGAGACUGUCAAACUGGACUGUCAGGCAGGCGGCAUCCCAGCUCCAAACAUCACGUGGAGCAUCAAUGGAGUCCAGCUCUCAGCAACAAUCCAGGACUCCAGGCGCACUCUGACACCAAGCGGGUCUCUGAUCCUGAAGGAUGUGGGCUUCGGAGACACCGCCAUCUACCAGUGUGAAGCGACGAACAAGCACGGGACCAUCCUCACUAACGUCAAUGUCUAUGUCAUCGAGCUGCCUCCACAGAUCAUGACUGAGGAUGGGAAUUUGUACACCGCUACAGAGGGCCAGGAGGCCGUGCUGGACUGUGACACCUUCGGCUCUCCUAAACCUAAAGUCAUAUGGGAGAGCGAAGGCGCCUCCAUACUGGCUGAUCCGAGGUUUAACCCGCUGACCAGUGGAGGGCUGCAGAUCUCUAAUGUGAGCCACGACGACAGCGGUGUCUACUCCUGCUCUGUGGAGAACACCAACCUGACCAUCAGUGCAACAUUAGAAGUGCUCAACAGGACAGUGAUCCUGUCGCCUCCCCAGGCUCUGAAGGCGCAACCUGGAAAAACUGCUAUCUUCACCUGCCUGGCCCAGGUCGACGCCAAACUCUUCCCCCCACUCAUCCAGUGGAGGAAGAGUGGGCAGAAGGUUUUUCAGUCGUACAGUGAAGACAAAUACACAUUUGAAGGGCCAGACCUGAUUGUGGCCAAUGUAGAACCAAAGGAUGAAGGUGUGUACACCUGUGAGGUCAUCACUAAGUUCGACAUGGCUCAAGCCAGCGGCUCCCUCACUCUUGUUGAUCGUCCAGACCCCCCUGUCCUCCUCCACAUCACUGAUCCCAAACAUCGGGAGGUCACCCUCAGCUGGACCCCUGGAGAUGACCGCAACAGCCCUGUGCUCGAGUAUGUGGUUGAGUUUGAGGACCAGCGUUCAAAGGAGAGGGGCUGGGAAGAGCUGAGGAGAGUAGGGGGAAACACAGAGAGCGUUGCCCUCCCCCUGCAGCCGUACAUGUCAUACCGUUUCCGGGUCAUCGCUAUCAACGAUGUGGGCAAGAGUGACCCCAGCAAGCCCUCUGAACUCCACAAUACACCUGAUGAAGCUCCAGACAGUAACCCUGAAGAUGUGAGGAGUGAGUCCACAAACCCAGACACUCUGGUCAUCGCCUGGGAGGAGAUGGACAGGCGUAACUUCAACGGACCUGACUUCCAGUACCGGGUGAUGUGGAGGCGAGCGGUCGGCAGUGGACCCACCUGGCACACCAACUACACCACUGCACCACUUUUCAUUGUCAACAACGUCGGCAACUUUUCCGCCUUCGAGCUCAAAGUCCAGGCUAUCAAUCAGAAAGGGGAGGGACCUGAGCCAGAUCCUGUGAUUGGCUACUCGGGAGAGGAUGUCCCACUGGAGGCUCCCAUGGAUGUUGGCGUGGAGCUUUAUAACAGCACAGCCAUCACGGUGACCUGGGCAGCGGUAGGCAAAGAGACAGUCAGAGGACGCCUGCUGGGAUACAAGAUCUACUUGACCAUGAUCGGCUCCAAUGGCCACCACCGGGGCCGCAGGGCCAUGGAGCCAGAGACCACUAUGGUGGAGACGGAGCCCAAUGAGCUGACUAAAGUGAUCAGCAGUCUCAGGCCGUACUCCCUCUACACCCUGGCAGUCACUGUAUUCAACAGCAAGGGAGACGGACCCCCCUCUGAGACGGUGACCUUCACGACUCCAGAGGGAGCUCCUGGUCGUCCCAUGUCCCUGCGGCUGGACAGCCCUGCAGAAACAGAGAUGACCCUCCACUGGACGCCUCCGGCCCACCCUAAUGGAAUCCUCAUAGGAUAUAUACUACAGUACCAAGAGAUUGUGGCGGGUGAGGAGAGGCCCGUGCAGAUGCAAAUCAUCAAUUACCCCACAGCGACCCACCUCACCGUGAAGAACCUGGACCCACACAGCCGCUACCGCUUCUACCUGAUGGGCCGCACCGCCGCUGGGGACGGAGAGCCCAUCAUGCGAGAGGGCGCCACCACCCUGGAUGGAGUCCCUCCUACCAACAUCAGCCUGUCUGUGGGAGAGACGUUAGUCAACCUUAGCUGGGUGGCCAAGGAAAGGCACAGGAAUGUGGGCUUCCGGAUCCACUACCUCAACAUCAAUGGCAGUGGCAAAUGGAAGGAGACGGAAAAGGUGAACACCUCUCAGUCUUUCUACCAGCUCCAGGGCCUUGCACCUGGAUCUCAUUACCACCUACGCUUCACCUACAGCAACGUCACCUUCUGGGAGACGAACAUCACGACGGAGGGAACAGGAGUGACAGAGAUGCAGCCAAGCUUCGCCACACAAGGCUGGUUCAUCGGGCUUGUGAGCGCCAUCGUGCUGCUACUGCUGAUACUGCUCAUCCUGUGUUUUAUCAAGAGAGGCAAAGGGGGAAAGUAUUCAGUGAAAGAUAAAGAGGACGGCCCGAUGGAUUCAGAAGCGCGGCCUAUGAAGGAUGAGACCUUUGGAGAGUACAGAUCUCUAGAAAGUGACAAUGAGGAGAAGCGUACAGCCAGCCAGCCGUCCCUGUGUGAUGACAGCAAGCUGUGCAGUCAGGACAACCUGGACUACAAUGGCAGCAGUGCCCUGACCACUGAGCUCAACAUGGAUGAGUCCCUGGCCAGCCAGUUCAGCCGGCCCGGUCCCGAAGCGCUCCAGGGCCUAUCAGACGGCUCGCCCCUCAACUCCACCAUCGUCUCCUCAGCCAACAACGGCAUGCCCAACAAAGUCACCAUCCUCAAUUAACCCCAACACAUCCACUUGAGACUGUCAGACCAAAACAUGUCAACACAUAUGUGCCCGUGUUCCCUACUGACUUGGUGAUCUGCAGUUUGACUAACAUACAAUCAAUACAUUGACCAUUCAGAUGCCCCUUGCAGUCAUCUGAUCGACUAUCGGACUAUUCUGACCAAAGGCGUGUCCAAAGUAGUGGACGAUGUGAUACAAGUCUGACUGACGUGACAACAGAGCGACUCUCCAACCUAAUGAUGUCCUUUGACCCCCUACUCUGUGUAGUUUACAGCAUACCUGAGUGACUGACAUUCAUCUCUCUCCCUUGUUUUCUCUUUCGUUCACUCUCCAAAAACAGCGCUCUAGAAAAGUGAAGACAGAAUGUCAAAGAAGUAGACGGCAGAGAGGGAUUUUAGGUACGGUCCUGCAGAGAUGCAGAGUAGUGCAUUAAAAGAGAGGGACGACAGUAGAGGCUAUGUGGGGGAAGGGACAGCACAUGCUGCUGGGGAAAGUCUUAAAUCCUUGAUAUUGUUAUCAUGUUUUAUAUUAUUAUUUCACACACUAUUUUCUAUGUCUAAAGCCAUUCGAUGUUGCAGACUCUAAUCACCAGUGACAUUUUUAUUUUUUUAUAAGCAAGUUUGAAUACAAAGCAUACUUUUGGUUUUCUGCCAGUUUUAUUUGUUUAUUCAUCUUUUUUUCAUGUUGUUUUCUACAUCAUUUAUAGAAUUCAGUAGUUUGUGAUUUCUCUUCAUUUGUACCAUCAUGGAUCAGGAUGAUUUCACUAAAACUAACUGAAGGCAAGUUUCUUAUUAUAAAUAACAUUGGAUGCAUACAAGGAACUUGCUGUGAAAAUGCCGAGUAGCGUGUGGUGUAUAUAGCUGCAUCUACAUCUAUCUAUUUAGCCAUAAUACAGUAUUAUAGAUAUGUACAUGCUCCUUAUAAGUUCCUGUGCCUGCUAGGUCUGCAUAGAGCACCAGACUGAUGUCAUUACUUUCUCGCCUUUCCACCAGAAGUGUAAUGUCAUUAUUGGUAUGAUAUUGUAAUUCUUUUGUGUAGAGACCUAUGUGUAGCUUUCUGUAUCUGUCUUUGUCUCUUUCUACAGUGUAUUAAAAAAAAACAAUGUUGUCUCUAAUUAACAAUCUUUCCAUACCUGUCCAUCUCAUACUACACAAAUUGUGUAAGGAGCAGUAUUAAUGUAUAUUUACAGAUCAGGGAGUGGAGUCUUGUGGGCGCACACUCUCAGUUUUAUUUUCAGGCCCUCAUCAAUGCAAGUUGAUGAUGCAGAUAGGCUUACUGAUUGCCAGUUGAUGUAUAAUAAAGUCAAGCAGUUGGAAUUUACAUCAAACACAGAGAAUGUAUUCUUUCUAGCGCUGGGUAGAGAUCUUAUUUACAUGCCAAAAACUCUUUUGAAAUUAUGAAACUAAAAAAAAAGCAAAAAAAAAAAAAAAAGCAGCUGUGGGGUAAGAGAACACAGGUUUUGGUAUGGCUACGACAAGACGGAGAGCUUUUUGUCACUGAAUGUAAAUACAAACCCUUAAAGAUUGUUUUGAUGAACCCAACCAUGUUUGAUAAAAAAAAAAAAAUGUGAAAAAGUGUGCAGGUUUGAAAAGCAUUUAAGUUCGUUUUAAAAUGUUGCAAGUGGUUAUUUUUCUUCUUUGUACUGAUGCUAUGAAUUCACACUUUCCUUCCCUAUUUGACGACUUAUUGCAGUGAGAUUUGGCUGUUUUAGAGAAGAUAGUUCAUAGUCGAAAAACAAAUGAAAAAAAGGAAAAAAAAAAAACAUUGUUCUGUAGAUGUUUGCAAACACUUCACUUCAAAAUUUGAAAACUAAAAAAAAAAAAAAAAAGUACAUUAAAUCCUAUUGUCAUUUAGUGAUAGUAGUAGUUACAUUGCAACAAAAGCUAGGAUUGUGUUCAUGUCCACAUCUGGUAAUGCAGUGCAGUGCAGUGAGUAUCUGUGGAGGCUUUGUCUGAUGCAGUUAUGAAAGUCAGGGAUGCAGUGAGCCAGUUUGUGCAUACCACGGGGAGUACCUAUAUGCAAUGUUGCUGUCUCUGCACUCCCUACUCAAACAAUAGCUCGCUACUGGCCAAACACCACUUAUUGACAAUCCCAGAGAGAGAGAGAGACUAUGGGAUGUCUGUGGCUUGUGGCGCUGAAGGAGGUGUGUGUAAGCUCCCUGUUGUUGGUUGUACAGACACACUCAGGACAAAUAAAACUUUUAGAAAAUCUAUUUUCAUACAGGAACGAUAAAUGUCACAAAAUAUGCCAAUAUUCUAUCUUGACUAUCUGCUGCUAAACAUCUGUGUUUGUCGGUGUUAGGGCAAAUGUUAGUUUUGAAUGAGGGAUGAGUGUACACACACAGAUACUCACUCCACUGCCACUCGCUCUUUGCUUUCCAUGUGUUGAGGGGGAAAGCUGGGGACGCCGGCCUUUGCUUUCCCACGGUUGUGCUUUCCCUUUUUAUAGUUAAAAGAUUAAAAAAAACCUAUUAAA
Myripristis murdjan (pinecone soldierfish) is the source of this 6709-nucleotide messenger RNA. RefSeq names its product L1 cell adhesion molecule, paralog a (gene l1cama). The transcript is spliced from 28 exons. Lineage: Eukaryota; Metazoa; Chordata; Actinopteri; Holocentriformes; Holocentridae. The coding region runs from base 404 to 4231 and encodes 1275 amino acids. The record is from RefSeq and is a predicted model, not a curated record. Gene Ontology annotation, molecular function: cell-cell adhesion mediator activity. Gene Ontology annotation, biological process: axon guidance; brain development; cell-cell adhesion. Gene Ontology annotation, cellular component: plasma membrane; axon.